GCGCGCCGGCGAUGGCUGCAGCGGAGGCGGCUGGGGGCCGCGGGGAGCUGGGGGCGCCGGGGGUGCGGGGGGCGCCGGGCCGCCGCGCGCUCUACUUCUGCGGGAGCAUCCGGGGCGGCCGCGAGGACCGGGCGCUGUACGCGCGGAUCGUGGCGCGGCUGCGGCGCUUCGGGGCGGUGCUCACCGAGCACGUGGCGGCCGCCGAGCUGGGCGCGCGCGGGGAGGAGGCUGUAGAGGGUGACAGGCUCAUCCAUGAGCGGGACCUGACCUGGCUGCAGCAGGCAGAUGUGGUGGUGGCAGAGGUGACCCAGCCCUCCCUGGGUGUGGGCUACGAGCUGGGCCGAGCCGUGGCCCUCAACAAGCAAAUCCUAUGCCUGUUCCGCCCUCAGUCUGGCCGAGUGCUUUCAGCCAUGAUUCGGGGCGCGGUGGAUGACACUCGCUUCCAGGUGUGGGACUAUGAGGAGGGCGAGGUGGAGGCCACCCUGGACCGGUACUUCGAGGCCCACCCUCCUGAGCAGGCGGCGGCCACCCCGGACUCAACUGCUUGACGUCAUACUGUGUUAGAUGCUUCUUGGCCCCAGCUCCCCAUUAAGAGGCUGUGGCAAACAGUACAGUGGGUCGGGCACUUAUCUUGGCAUGUACCUGGUCUGGGUUUGACCCCUGGCAUCCACAUGGUCCCCCGAGCCCUGCCAGGAGUGUGCCCUGAGCACCAAAAGCAGCCCAAAAGCAACAACAAGAAUUAAAGGUGUGUUUCUAGUUCUCAUUUGCUCUCUGAGCGUGAAUAAGGGGCAGACACCCCUCAACAUCCCUUCUGUCUGCACCUCUGCUCCUUCUUGAGAUGCAGGGAUCUGCGGAGUGUGAAGGAAGGCAGCUGGCUGGCCAUUCUUGUUUCCUCUGCAGCCAGGCAGCCUCGCAGGGCCCCUUCCCUGAUCAGCUCAGGCCCACCGCCCCGCUUCAGGCCUUCCACGGGGAUGCGGGGCUGCAGCUCCAUGUGCGUGGCAUGUAUGACACCCUGGAUUUGAUCCCCACGGGAGACAAACCCGCACAGACCCCAAGUACCAUCCCCAGCACCUAGGGGCAGGUCAACAGGAGUGAGCCCUGUUCAAGGGAUUAAGGCAUGACUGAGCACCACCAGUGGUGAUCCCUGAAUACAGAGCCAGGAGUAAGCCCUGAGCGCGGCGGGUGUGGUGCCCCCACAGAAAAAAAGAAAAAAGAAAGGAAAGGAAAAAUAAAUCCACUAAGAGUAAAGCAACAGUGGGUGGGAGACAGGCUGGGCAGGGGCUCACUGCUGGCAGUGUGGUACCGGCAUACU
Molecule: messenger RNA, 1312 nt
Organism: Sorex araneus (European shrew)
Lineage: Eukaryota; Metazoa; Chordata; Mammalia; Eulipotyphla; Soricidae
Gene: DNPH1
Product: 2'-deoxynucleoside 5'-phosphate N-hydrolase 1
Exons: 4
Coding region: 12-548 (178 amino acids)
Biological process (GO): deoxyribonucleoside monophosphate catabolic process
Cellular component (GO): nucleus
Molecular function (GO): 5-hydroxymethyl-dUMP N-hydrolase activity
Source: RefSeq, a predicted model, not a curated record